Entamoeba histolytica HM-1:IMSS is the source of this 1182-nucleotide messenger RNA. RefSeq lists its product as uncharacterized. Lineage: Eukaryota; Evosea; Mastigamoebida; Endamoebidae. Bases 1 to 1182 code for a protein of 393 amino acids. The transcript is spliced from 2 exons. Gene Ontology annotation, biological process: regulation of GTPase activity. The record is from RefSeq and is a predicted model, not a curated record.
AUGUCCUCUCGUUUAAGCCUCAAAUUUUAUAAUUCUAAUUUCCUAAAUGAUCCUAUUAUUUCUGAAAAUCAUUCAACUUGUGUACAUUCUGGGUCUCAGAUCAAAAAAAGAAGAAAUUCAUUCAACACUUCAAAAGUAAAUUCUAUGUUUAGUAAGAAUCAACCAGAAGAAGUCUUAAGAAAACUAUUAUUCUCAGAUAAUCCUAUGCUUUUAUAUUCUUAUUGUGAUAAAGUUUUAAAGAAUGGAAGUGAUGAAAAAAGAGUAAUUCCAUUCCUUAUUUUUUAUUCUUCACGUGGUAAAAUUACUCAAUUAUUAUGUCAAGUUGGAAGACGUGAAAUCAAAGAAGCUAAGGCAGGUACUCCUUUGUUUAGAGGAAAUACUCCAUUUAUCAGAUUCUAUAAUUUUUAUUUAUUUUUUUAUUGCAAUGAGUAUCUAACAAAAACUACUUCUGCUAUUAUUAAACAAAUAGAAAAUGGAGAACAACAAAUGCCUGAUUGUAAUGAUCAGGUGUGUACAAAACAAUUUAUCAAUUCUUAUUCAAGAUUUAUAACAGAGAGUAUAUCUUACAUUCCAUGUCAUCAAAGAAAGGUAAUCAAAAGUCUUCUUUCUUCUCCAUCAGUUAUAGAUGAUAUAACAAAAAAGAAACAAAUAUUUUCUACGUUAAUGUUCCUUCGUUAUCUUUUUGUCCCUUUCUUAAAACAUCCAUAUAUUCUUAAAUCACUUCAAAAAUGUGUUUCAGAAUGGAUUAGAGAAGGUGAGGAUAAAGAUAAAAAACAAGGAAAUCCAACAGAUGUUUUUAAUGAAUUAAAAUUGAGUUUAGAUUAUCUUUAUGAUAAUGUAGUAAAUUCUCCUGUUGGUUUUGAAGUUGGAAUGAUAAACUUAAAACAACAAGAGCGAUCAUUAAAUGAGUUGAUACUGCUUUUAAAAGACAAUUUAUUUACACUUAGUUCUGAUUAUAAUGGUGAUUUUCAAGAAAUAUUUAAUUUAGUUAAAGGAAAACAAGAAAUAGACAACUCUGCAAAUAUGAAAUUUGCUACUGAUGAAUUAAAACAUUGGACUGGAAGUAAAUUAGAGAUAGCUUCACAACUAAAUUGUGAAUUAAAAUUUAAAAUAACAGAAUUAACAAGAGAGAAUGAACGUAUUAAACACCGGAUUUCAUUUAUUAACAACUAUUUUUUAUAA